Molecule: messenger RNA, 1321 nt
Organism: Filobasidium floriforme
Lineage: Eukaryota; Fungi; Basidiomycota; Tremellomycetes; Filobasidiales; Filobasidiaceae
Exons: 6
Coding region: 219-1280 (353 amino acids)
Source: RefSeq, a predicted model, not a curated record
UCUGAUCAGGACCCUCUCAAUACGCCCAAAUAAUCUUAUACACACAUACAUACUCUUGAGGUGGACCAGAAGUGUCUUGACCAGGCAGAUGUCGAUCUAAUCCAGCGAUCCCGGCUACGAUCAUGCUGGUAUAGCCAUCUCCCUGCAGUAAAGAUCGUAAACAAAACACAAAACAACUCGGAGGUCGUUGGUCGGGAGGUGGACAGGAAGGAAAAAGGAUGGCGCCGAGAAGGGUUAGGAAACCCAGGAAUCGAUCUCAUCCUCUUGCCGAUAAGAUUUUCCCUACCAUCUUGAGGAAUGUAGCACCUACCGAAAGACCAUACCCGUUCUUGAAGCGCAAUCUCAAAGCUUAUGCACCGGACCGGAGGUCGUUGAACAGAAGAAAAGAAUGGGAGCUCGAUCUUUUCUGUUCGAAGCGAGACAUCGAGGAAGCAGAAUCGCCAGAUGCCACGGACAGUCAGGAUUCGCAAGCAGACUCGCUCGCAUAUUGGAAGAUGCAGCAGGAGGAGGGUCUCAUCGUGGUGACCGAGUCAGGGUCGCUCCGUUCAUGUGCAGGCUCCGCCGAGUUGAGAAGCGGCAAGGUGCCAGGGUGGACCAUGCUCGUCGACUUUGAUCUGAAAUGGAAGCCUACGUACCGGAGACAUAUACAGCCGCUGGAGCCAAAGAUACAGCCAGCGAGGACAUCGGUGGGAAAGGUCACCUUCCGCCUCGAAGGCGAAGACAAGGGGACCCAAGUCAUGGACGGAUGGCGCUGUCCCCUAUGCGUACCCUUGGACUAUGGCUCCUGGCUCAGACUGCAUCACCAUAUCGAGCGGGAGCACCCGGACGUCAAGGCCGAACUGGGCCAUUACUUGACGGUCGAUAUCCGAGAACGUCGGCCAGAGGUGGAGCUGGAGCCCGUGUCGAUGAGCUCGAGGUUGGAGCUGGGUACGCUAGCGGACCGGUUGCCCGAAUUGAUGGAGGGUUACAAUGGCGGAGACUUUGAGCAUUUGAUACGAGAGCGAGAAGAGAUCAUAUUCGGGUGGAUACAUUUUACUGGCAAACGAAGAUUUCUUCUGUGCAUGUGGAACCGUUGGGUGGCGGAAAAAGGACCCCUCCUCAUUCACUCUGGCAGGAAAUACAUUUGCGAUUGGAUCGAACGGGAUCGCCAUCGCCUGAUCAAAUACGACCUAGGAGUCGAACUGAGGGACCACUUGAUGAUCAUGGUCGAAUACAAACAUAUCGAUUCCAUGACGGCCUUGAUGGCCUUGCGGAAAUUAAAAGAUCCACCUGUAAAUUGACGAGCUUCACGACAGCAUUACACAACACAUACGACAGAUAU